AGCUUGAUCAACGUAGCAUGUUCAACUUUCUUGUUCCUAGCUUUGUCAAAAGGACGUUUCGCUGGAUUAUCUUCAUCACGCCAUGUUGCUACUUUUGGGAGAGGAACUUAUUAGGAUCGAUUUUCUUCCAAAGAACUUGACCGAGAGUCAACUGAAAAAGGCUGCUGGUGAAUUCUGCCCUCAUAGUGUAGGUCACUAUCUAGGCAUGGACACGCAUGACACGCACUUGGUGAGCAAAGGCCUGGGGCUACAUCCUGGAAUGGUGAUCACGGUUGAGCCUGGGAUCUACAUCUCUGAGAACAACAAAAACGUACCGGAAAGAUAUCGAGGAAUAGGCAUAAGAAUAGAGGAUGAUGUACUCAUCACUGAGAAUGGACCUGAUGUCCUCACUGCUGAAUGCCCAAAGGAGGUGGAAGAUAUUGAAAGACUGAUGAACGGCACAGAAGCUGCGAGGCUUUAAGAACCGAGACGACUAGUCACCUCAAAGGAAUAUCUUGUAAUAGAUACGACUGGUUGUAGACCGAACAAAAACAACGACAAUAAACUGAAGUAAAACACUUCCCCAAGGCACUGACCUGAGGACAAUUGCUCGAAGUCAGAGUUCGAGUCAAACAUGGUUUCAGUAACAAAUUUAACUCUGCACUGGAGAGUUGCUUUAUUGAUGAGGUCGGUGUGUUUGUAUAGUUUCCCUUUAUAUGACCUCUUUUUACGACUUAAAAUAGCAUAGGCAAAAGGAAACGUUUUCUAUCUUCGCAGCUUCAGUGUUCCUAUGCGGCAGCCCAAUUUUUCUCUUUGCUUAUUGUACGCACUUUUAGAAGCAUCUUGUUUCAAAGUUGAAUUGUCCUGGACAGUGCGUCAUUUUCAAACGUUUUUACAAAGCUCUUAGGGAUUAGCGUCUGAGGAAAGGAUAGCGCUUUGAUGAUGCAUCAGUUAUGUACAGCAUAUAGGUCUUAAUAUUUAUAACCUAAAUAUUUUCGAUCUCUAAAUAUUAAAGAGUGCAUGAUUCUGUAUCUCAAAUUCAUCGUUCUCAUCUAUAUAAAUAUACAUAUUUUCCAAAUCGGCAGACUAAGGAAUUAGAGCUAUUAUUAAUAUAACUUUAUGAAAGUGUAAGGUGUACCCUGGCCUCGGAGGGAGGUUUUUUUUUUUAAUGCUUAAGAUGCUUGUUUUUACGAAAGUGCGAGGCAACUUUUUCUGUUGUUGACGUUCCCUUGUAGAUGUAGCGAGAAUUGAAGAAACAGAAACCCUUUGAGUUUUCACGGUUGCAAAAGGACAAAACAUGAGAUUUUAGGGAUUCGAAUAUA
Molecule: messenger RNA, 1301 nt
Organism: Orbicella faveolata
Lineage: Eukaryota; Metazoa; Cnidaria; Anthozoa; Scleractinia; Merulinidae
Product: xaa-Pro aminopeptidase 3-like
Biological process (GO): proteolysis
Cellular component (GO): mitochondrion
Molecular function (GO): manganese ion binding; metalloaminopeptidase activity
Source: RefSeq, a predicted model, not a curated record